This is a messenger RNA of Endocarpon pusillum Z07020, 2814 nucleotides long. RefSeq lists its product as uncharacterized. NCBI's taxonomy places the organism in Eukaryota, Fungi, Ascomycota, Eurotiomycetes, Verrucariales, Verrucariaceae. The record is from RefSeq and is a predicted model, not a curated record. Gene Ontology annotation, molecular function: protein binding. The transcript is spliced from 3 exons. Bases 1 to 2814 code for a protein of 937 amino acids.
AUGCCCGAUUAUGUUGUGCCUGUCAAAGGUAGUAAGAGAGCAACGUUGGACGAGCUGUGGCAGCAAAUCCUCAUCCUAGAAGAACAACACAGUACCCGCAGCAUGACCCGCAGAGUUGGCAAGAGUUUGCAACCAUUGAUCUUGUUUGUCGAGCGUUUCACUCCUGCGAUUGAUGUAGCGGUACAAGGCACGAUCAAUCCAGCAGCGCUUGCAUGGGGUGCUAUGCGCGCGCUUCUUAUAGUGAGCCCUGAGGACCAUCAAUCCACCAUAGAGUCGUACCAAUACUUCAUUUUUAGGUUAGAUCGGAUAGGGCAGGAGCAGAAGAAUGAAACCUUGAUCAUUUCAUCUAGUGUCAGUCAGACUGACAACAGACAAGUGAGAUCAGGGGUCUUGGAGUGGCUUUCGACUAUAGACGUUUGGCAAGACCUGGAUAGAGAAGCUUCAAAGCAACUGAAACCUAGCGGACAUUGGUUUCUAUCCGGCCAGGAGUAUCAAGCAUGGGCUCGUCCGCAAGCAAGCCGUUUGUGGGUAUACGGAGCCGCAGGAUCUGGAAAGACGGGACUGAGCACGAAUAUUAUCAAGCAUGUCCAGUUCUCUCUCGGCAGCAACGACGGUCUGGCUUUCUUUCAUUGCGAUCGUGGCAACGACAAAAAAUCCUCUUGCCUGGCAGUCCUUUCAAGCUUGUUAGCUCAACUUUGCAGUCAACAAGACGAGAUUCCACCGUCCAUUCUGCGCGCCUUCAACGCAGCGAAACGUUUUGGAAGGUGUCGCAUAUCACCUGCAGACGCGCCAUUGGAGCUGCUACAAAGAACCAUUGCGCAUUUUGACCAUGUCUACAUUGUCAUCGACGGCAUUGAUGAAAGCAAAGAAACGAACAACAUCCUUGACCAGACUUGCAAUCUUGUUACCGGAGGCAACCGCAGUUCUGUCCUAAUCCUCAGUCGAGACAUGCCAUGUAUACGCUCAAGGAUGUCGUGCUUUCCUUCAGUGGAGCUCAAUGCUGCUAGCACCAAGGCCGACCUGGAUGAAUAUAUCCUAGCAGCAACAGCGGAACUCCACCAAGGAAGUCUUGUUUCAAAAACUGCGGCCAACAUAAGCACUUGCUUGCGUGCCAAUGCUCACGGGGUGUUUCUCUGGGCUCACUUGAUGAUAUCGAAGCUUCAAGAAGCCAUUACACCCAGCGAAAUAUCCAGUAUCCUGCAAAGUCCUCCAAUAGGUCUGGAAGCAGUGUUUCAAGAGACCCUACAAAGAUUGCAUAAGCAGUCGCUCAGUCGCCAGAGCUUAGCGAGGAAGACUUUUUUAUGGGCAUUAUGUUCCUACCGCCCCUUGACAUGGGCAGAACUGCAAUGCGCUCUUGCGGUUGAUUCUCAUACGGAAACAUUUGAGGCGUCAAAGAAACCCUUCCUCUCAGCAAUCGUGGAGCUUUGUUCGCCGAUAUUGCAAUAUCAAGGGAAGACGAGCUCCCUAAGACCUGUCCAUGCAUCGGUAUACGACUAUUUCACCAAUCCGCGAUCCUGUGGAACCCUGGACGCACCAGAUUUCUCCAUCAGCAAACCAGCGAGUCACCGACAGAUUGCACUUGAGUGCUUGACGACGCUUUCGAUCGCCUGGAGCUCGGAGGACGCUGGCGGCGAGAGUCCUCUGUCGCCGCUGGUCGAGUACGCCUGUCUAAAUUGGCCUGACCACCUUCUCUCCUCACCAUGCGAUGCUGAAGUCAUGGACCGGUUAAUCAUGUUUUUGUCGUCCAAGUAUCGGAGGCGGUGGAUCACAAAUUCACUAUUCUGCCAAGCAGACGCCUUUAUACUGCAAAACCUCUUCCUUAUGCAGAAGCGCAUCCUCGAAUGGAUGCCUCACAAUACACAAUCCGGAAUACCAGAUUACUUAGACUGGGCUUUUGACGUCCCGGAAAUCCUUCUUAGUGGUGUUGAAGAGAGAUCACAACAACUAGAGACUGGCAUAGGUCAGACCAGCAUUCCAAAACCAAAAUUUGGUGUAAGCAAUUUCGAACGACUGAUGGUCGUGCGUGACCUAUCCAGGCAAUUCACCCAGACAGGCAAAUUAGAAAGAGCCAUCGAUUUCUUCGAGAGUGUUCUUGCUGAGCACAAGAAGGCCAGAGAUGAGCUGGAACAUGAGAUGCUCUGGGUUUUGAAUACGCUAGGCAUCCUUUACGAUCAACAGGGACUCAUUGAGCUUUCGGCACAAUACCAGGAAUUAGCGCUUUCCCUUGAGAUUGUAGCACUGGGCCCCGACCAUGUUGAAACCAUUUGGACCAAAAACGAAUUAGGACGUGUUUACCGGCAUCAAGGUCGUUAUGAAGAGGCGGAACGCAUGCAUCUUAACGUACUGAACAUCCUCACAUCGGCAUCAGCAGACCCAGAUCGAGAUCUCGAAAUUGCAUGGACUCUCAGCACACUCGGUCGCGUUCAUCGCAAACAAGGCCGAUUCAAUCACGCUAUAACGGAGCUGACCAAAGCUUACCACAUCCGAACCGAGUGUCUAGGGGGAAACCAUCCUCAUUGUCUAUGGAUUUUAGGCGACAUUGGUCAGUGUCACUACGAGAGCGGGCAGCUCGAUCCGGCGAUCGAAUUUCAUCGCCAGGCGCUGACGGGACGAAACAAGGUGCUUGGCACAGACCAUGCGGAUACCUGCUGGACGAUGAACAAUCUCGGGAUCGCGCUUGACGCGAAGGGUCCAGAAUUUCGCGAAGAAGCACGAGCUAUGCAAGAGAAGGCGCUGCGAGGACAGGAGUCUUUUCUGGGUAGGGAUCAUCCUCAUACACUAUGGACAAAAGACAUACUCGAGCACUGGGACUAG